ACGAGGAGCCGGAGCGCGGGCAGCGGCGGGGCGUAAAGCCGCCAAGCGCCUGGCCAGUGAACUGUAACAAAGUUGGAAGGGAUCUGGGAGGUCAUCUAGUCCACAACCCCCUGCUCAGGUCAGGUAGCGAGGUGGGGCGGGGGCUCCCUCGGCGCCUCCUUCUCCUCCGCGGCGCCCUGCAAGACGGGCCGGCUGAGGGCAGCGGGAAGAAGGCGAACAGAGCCCAGCAGCGCCGCCUCCUCAGCUGCGAAGGACCGUCCGGAGGGAGCCCGACGGCCAAGAGGGAGAGCGGCGCCCUCGGCACUACCAGCACCGCCGCUUUGGCUUCUUCGCCUCCGGCUCUUGGGAGCCCCGCGCCGGCCAUGGAGGAGCCGUCGGGCCGAGUCACACUGAACGUGGGCGGCCUCCGCUACCGCACCUGCCGCGCCACCCUGGCCGCCUUUCCGGGCAUCAAGUUGGCCGGGCUGGCGGAGCCCGGGGCGGCGUCCCGCUUCGCCUACGACGCCCGCGCCGACGAGUUCUUCUUCGACCGCAGCGGCCGCCUCUUCGAGCAGGUGCUGCACCUGUGCCGCAACGGCCACCUGCACGGCCCCACCGCCUGCCGCGCCGCGCUGCGGGCCGAGCUGGCCUUCUGGGGGCUGGCGGAGGCGCGGCUGCCCGCCUGCUGCUGGAGCAAGCUCUGCCCCGACGACGAGGAGGAGGAAGAGGCCGAGGGGACCGGCCGCCCAGAGGACCAGCGCGGCCUGCUGGAGCGGGGUCCGCGAGGGACGGGCGGGCGGUGGGCGCGGUGGGCGCCGCCGGCCUGGGCUCUCCUGGAGGAGCCGCGCUCGUCGCCCUGGGCCAUGGGCUUCGCAGUCAUGUCCCUCCUGUUCAACGUUGUCCUCAUCACCAUCCUUUGCACCAAAGGAGGCCAACGUGAAGACUCCCUGGGACACCACGACUUCACCCACACCCACCACCUCUCAGUGGAGUCAUUGUGUCCACAGAAACCUUCUCUCCUCCACCUGGAGCUCUUCUUCGUUCUCUGCUUCAUGGGUGAAUUUGUCAUCCGGCUCGUUUCCUGUCCAGACAAAAAGAAAUUCUUCCGGAAGCCCCUGAACCUGGUCGAUUUCCUGGCGCUUUUCCCAGUUUGCCUGGAGCUCUUUUUCAGUGGACGUGGGCACCAGCCUGAGGUUCUGCCCUGUUGGCUGAACUUGUUCCGUGUGGUGUAUAUCGUCAAACUCUUGAAGAUCUUCAAGCUGCUGGAGACCCCGAUGAUGCUGAGAGUCUUCCCCUACAUGUUCAAGUCCAUCUUGAAGGAGACGGCCAUCCUGAUGUGGGUUUUCCUUUUCGAAAUCCUUUUCUUUGGCACCCUCGUAUUGUUUGCUGAAUUGAUUGCGGGUGACCCAGAAUCGCUGUUUCAUGACAUUUUCUCGUCCUUCUGGUGGGGUGUGAUCACCUUGACCACCAUCGGCUACGGUGAUAUAUACCCUGUCCAGACAGCUAGCAAAGCAAUUGCGGCCUUAGCGGUGCUUUGUGGCCUGCUAACCAUCAUUAUCCCCAUCCCCAUCUUUUUCAUAAAAUUCAAGCAUUAUUAUACCUCCGCCGUAAUUAAGGAGAAGAAGAGGAGAGAGGAGAAGGCGACGCUGACUGUGGCAUCCUCGGACGUCUAAUGCGGGGAUUGAGGUUUUUAUUUGGGGAAGGAAGCCCCUUUCCCUUCAACACCUCCAUGCAGAACCAGCCCAAUUACCAUAUGAGAUGCACCUUUUCCCCUCAAAAAAGAGGGUGAAAAUCUGGGUUAAUUGUUCUCAUUGUCAGGAAAUU
Thamnophis elegans (Western terrestrial garter snake) is the source of this 1803-nucleotide messenger RNA. Its product is annotated as potassium voltage-gated channel subfamily C member 1-like. Gene Ontology annotation, biological process: protein homooligomerization; potassium ion transmembrane transport. NCBI's taxonomy places the organism in Eukaryota, Metazoa, Chordata, Lepidosauria, Squamata, Natricidae. The record is from RefSeq and is a predicted model, not a curated record. The transcript has 2 exons. Gene Ontology annotation, molecular function: protein binding; delayed rectifier potassium channel activity. Gene Ontology annotation, cellular component: axon; dendrite membrane; voltage-gated potassium channel complex. The coding region runs from base 363 to 1652 and encodes 429 amino acids.